Messenger RNA from Closterium sp. Yama58-4, 1440 nucleotides. Lineage: Eukaryota; Viridiplantae; Streptophyta; Zygnematophyceae; Desmidiales; Closteriaceae. The record is from the annotation of a GenBank genome assembly.
AUGUUUCCGUCAACCAUUCCGUGUUUCCGUCUUCAACGCCUGCUGCUUACCGGUGCUCAGAACAUCUUACUUGAGGAUCUCGGCGAGCGGUUUCCGGCACUUCGCGAACUCUGCCUUUCCCAAAGCUACGGUUUGACUGAGCUGCCUGAAUCGCUCUCAAGCAUCAGCACCUUGGAAGCUCUCACCAUUUCUAACAGCGACAUGUCCAGUCUGCCUGAGAAUCUUGACGAUCUUUCAAGGCUGAAAUCUUUAAGAGUGUUGAAGUGCUGGCGGCUUCCUAAACUCCCCGAUUCCAUUGGGUUACUCACAGGGCUUCAGAAGCUGUCCAUUGACUGCACGAGCAUUGACAUCCUCCCUGCAGCAAUCUCCUGCUUGACUGCUCUUGAAUCGUUGAGCAUUACAGAAUCAAGGCUGACGUCAAUCCCGGAGGAGAUAGGCGAGCUGACCAAUCUCCGCACUUUGGUGCUGAGCGGGAGCCGUUCCCUGCAGAAGCUGCCAUGGUCACUCAGUCGUCUCUCUUCUCUACGAGAGUUGUCAUUGAACCACUGCCGUAAUCUGACGGGGCUGCCAGAAUGCAUCACUCAGCUGAGCCGUUUGGAAACGCUCAAGGCUCACAAUUGUGUGAAGCUCACGUCGGCACCUCGAACCAUGGGAAACCUCUCAUGCCUGCGGGAGCUGGAUCUGACGGGUUGUGUUCAGCUUAAGGAGACUAUAGAGAGUCUUCCGCGGUUCUUGGGAACCUUGAGCUUGGGAAACGAUACCAGCAGCAUCAUUCUUCCUGACAUGUCAACGGCUCCAAAUCUUAGGAAGCUGUGGUUGGAUCGGGUCGCUAUCACGGAUGCACCAGCGAGUACCCGUUGCCUUUCUCAGAUAGAGCACCUGGAGAUGCGCCUGGGCUUUGAACGAACCGAGUUUCCAUUCCUGCCCGGGUUCCUUUCAUGCCUCCGCAUUCUUCACAUCUCAUGUGCCAUAUCCCUGCAACAUCUGCCUCUUGAUAUUGGAUCCAUGUCUCGGCUCCAACAGCUGCAUGUAGGAGGGGCGAGAUCUCUGCGGGUGAUUCCAGAAAGUGUGGGCCAGCUUGUGCAACUCACGUCUCUUCAUAUUGAAGCUGCAAACCUGACUCAUCUUCCUGAGUCCAUCUCUGCCUUGUCAAGAUUGGGCGACCUCAGCCUGCAGAAUUGCUCCUCCCUGACAAGCCUGCCCCGUUCUAUCACCCGCCUCACUAACCUGCACAGAUUAGUCGCCAGGAAAGCAUCACUUCGUGUCCUCCCUCCCAACUUUUACCAUUUGAGAAGACUCAGAGAGCUGAACCUGAGGGACUGUGAGCGGCUUCAGUCCCUGCCAACGCAAGAGCUGCGGUACUUAACGAUGCUGCGACUGCUGGAUGUUCGUGGCUGCAAGUUGCUUGGCCCAAAUCCUGUGCCUUGGUUUGAGUACUAA